Peromyscus maniculatus bairdii (prairie deer mouse) is the source of this 9114-nucleotide messenger RNA. It is a transcript of the gene Abcb11, whose product is annotated as ATP binding cassette subfamily B member 11. The record is from RefSeq and is a predicted model, not a curated record. Lineage: Eukaryota; Metazoa; Chordata; Mammalia; Rodentia; Cricetidae. Gene Ontology annotation, molecular function: ATP binding; ABC-type oligopeptide transporter activity; ATP hydrolysis activity. Gene Ontology annotation, biological process: oligopeptide export from mitochondrion. Gene Ontology annotation, cellular component: mitochondrial inner membrane.
CCUAUAAGCAAAUAGUGUCCUGGAAAAGGCCUGAUUUCUGUUCAAUGCUUCAUUACGAUGUAAGCUGAACUUGGAAAGGGGUGUACAACCCUGACUUUCCACAGUGGAGUCUCUUGCUUCUCCUGGCUUCUUCAAAUUCACAACCAUAGGGUUGUUGAGGACAGAUCACAAAUACCAUGUCUGACUCGGUAAUUCUUCGCAGUGUAAAGAAAUUUGGAGAGGAGAAUCAUGCUUUUGAAUCAGAUGGAUCACAUAACAAUGAGAAGAAACCAAGGUCACAAGAAAAAAAGAAAGGUGAAGAUGUUCAAGUUGGCUUCUUUGAAUUGUUUCGAUUUUCUUCAUCGGUUGACACUUGGCUGAUGUUAAUGGGAAGUCUGUGUGCAGUGCUCCAUGGAAUGGCCCAGCCAGGCAUACUUCUUGUUUUUGGUAUAAUGAUAGAUAUUUUUAUUGAGUAUGACAUUGAAAGACAAGAACUCGAGAUUCCGGGAAAAGAGUGUAUAAACAACACCAUUGUGUGGAUCAACAGCUCCUUCAACCAGAACAUGACAAAUGGAACACGCUGUGGGUUGGUGGACUUCGAAAGUGAAAUGAUCAAGUACUCUGGCAUCUACGCAGGAAUCGGCGUGGCUGUACUUAUCCUAGGAUACAUUCAAAUAAAAUUUUGGGUCAUCACUGGGGCUCGUCAAAUAAGGAAAAUGAGGAAAAUUUACUUCCGGAGAAUAAUGAGAAUGGAAAUUGGAUGGUUUGACUGCACGUCUGUGGGAGAGUUGAAUUCAAGAUUCUCUGAUGAUGUUAAUAAAAUCAAUGAAGCCAUUGCCGAUCAGAUGGCCCUUUUCAUUCAGCGCAUGACAACAUCCAUCUGCGGGUUCCUGAUAGGGUUCUACAGGGGCUGGAAACUGACCUUGGUUAUUCUUUCUGUCAGCCCUCUCAUUGGGAUCGGAGCAGCCAUCAUAGGUCUGAGUGUGGCCAAGUUCACAGAGCUUGAGCUGAAGGCUUAUGCCAAAGCAGGAUCUGUUGCUGAUGAAGUUAUUUCAUCGAUUCGAACAGUGGCUGCUUUUGGUGGUGAGAAUAAAGAGGUUGAAAGGUAUGAGAAAAAUCUUGUGUUCGCCCAGCGCUGGGGAAUUAGAAAAGGAAUGGUGAUGGGCUUCUUUACCGGAUACAUGUGGUGUCUCAUUUUUCUGUGUUAUGCACUGGCCUUCUGGUACGGCUCCUCGCUAGUCCUGGAUGAAGAGGAGUAUACUCCAGGGACACUGGUCCAGAUUUUCCUCUCUGUCAUAGUAGCAGCUAUGAACUUUGGCCAUGCAUCUUCUUCCUUGGAAAUCUUUGCCACUGGGCGGUCAGCAGCUACCAGCAUUUUCCAAACGAUAGACAGGCAACCCAUCAUUGACUGCAUGUCAGAAGAUGGAUACAAGCUAGAUCGGAUCAAGGGUGAAAUUGAAUUCCAUAAUGUGACCUUCCACUAUCCUUCUAGACCAGAAGUGAAGAUUUUAAACAACCUCAGCAUGGUCAUCAAGCCGGGGGAGAUGACAGCGCUGGUGGGAUCCAGUGGAUCUGGAAAGAGCACAGCACUGCAGCUCAUCCAGAGGUUCUACGACCCCUGUGAAGGCAUGGUGACUCUGGAUGGCCACGACAUUCGCUCUCUUAACACGCGGUGGCUGAGGGAUCAGAUUGGGGUAGUGGAACAGGAGCCAGUUCUGUUCUCUACCACUAUCGCAGAAAAUAUCCGUUAUGGCAGAGAAGACGCAACAAUGGAAGAAAUAGUCCAAGCUGCCAAGGAGGCCAAUGCCUACAACUUCAUUAUGACCCUGCCUCAGCAAUUUGACACCCUUGUUGGAGAAGGAGGAGGCCAGAUGAGCGGUGGUCAGAAACAAAGAGUAGCCAUUGCUCGAGCUCUCAUACGGAACCCCAAGAUCCUGCUUUUGGACAUGGCUACCUCGGCACUGGACAAUGAGAGUGAAGCCAGGGUACAAGGAGCACUGAAUAAGAUUCAGCAUGAGCACACGAUUGUCUCAGUUGCCCAUCGCCUAUCAACAGUCAGAGCUGCAGACGUGAUCAUUGGUUUGGAACAUGGAGCCGCUGUGGAAAGAGGCACCCAUGAAGAACUGUUAGAAAGGAAAGGCGUCUACUUCAUGCUUGUGACCCUGCAAAGCCAGGGAGAUGAAGCCGUCAAAGAAAAGGGUGUAAAGGGAAAAGAUACAAGCAAAGGUGGUCCCCUUGAGAGGACGUUCAUCAGAGGGAGCUAUCGAGAGAGUUUAAGAGCUUCCAUCCGGCAACGUUCCAAAUCUCAGCUUUCUCAUCUGACACAUGAACCCCCGACGGCGAUUGGUGAUCACAAAUCUACUUAUGAAGACAGCAAGGACAAAGACGUGCUUGAGGAAGAAGUUGAGCCUGCUCCCGUUAGAAGGAUUCUGAAAUUCAAUGUUCCAGAGUGGCACUACAUGCUGGUGGGAGCUUUGAGUGCAUCUAUCAAUGGGGCAGUCACACCCAUCUACUGCUUUAUAUUCAGCCAGAUCCUCGGGAUUUUUUCACUCCCUGAUAAAGAAGAACAAAGGUCAGAGAUUUAUCACAUGUGUCUAUUUUUUGUCGUCCUGGGCUGUGUGUCCAUAUUCACACAGUUUCUGCAGGGUUAUACUUUUGCCAAAUCUGGGGAGCUCCUUACAAAGAGGCUACGUAAAUUUGGUUUCAAAGCAAUUUUAGGACAAGACAUUGGCUGGUUUGAUGACCUCAGAAACAACCCUGGAGUACUGACAACUAGACUUGCUACAGAUGCCUCCCAAGUUCAAGGGGCUGCUGGCUCUCAAGUUGGGACAAUGGUCAAUUCCUUCACUAACAUCAUUGUGGCCGUGAUCAUUGCCUUCCUCUUUAGCUGGAAGCUCAGUCUGGUCAUAUCAUGCUUCUUCCCCUUCUUGGCUUUAUCAGGAGCCUUGCAAACGAAAAUGUUGACAGGAUUUGCAUCUCAAGACAAGCAAGCUCUGGAGAAGGCUGGCCAGAUCACCAGUGAAGCCCUCAGCAGUAUCCGCACUGUGGCGGGCAUUGGCGUGGAGAGGAGGUUUAUCAAAGCGUUUGAAGCUGAGCUGGAAAAGUCAUACAAAACAGCUGUCAGGAAGGCGAACAUCUAUGGCCUCUGCUUUGCCUUUUCGCAGGCCAUAUCAUUUUUUGCAAGUUCCUCUGGCUAUAGAUAUGGAAGUUACUUAAUUGCCGAGGAAGGGCUGCAUUUCAGCUUUGUUUUCAGGACGAUCUCUUCAGUUAUGAUGAGUGCAACAGCUGUUGGAAGAACCUUCUCUUAUACCCCAAGUUUUGCCAAAGCUAAAAUAUCAGCUGCACGCUUUUUUCAGCUGCUAGACCGAAAGCCUCCAAUUAGUGUAUACAGUGGAGCAGGUGAAAAGUGGGGCAACUUCCAAGGGAAGAUCGACUUUAUUGACUGCAAAUUUACAUACCCUUCUCGACCUGAUAUCCAAGUUCUGAAUGGUCUCUCUGUGUCUGUGGAUCCAGGACAGACCCUGGCUUUUGUUGGAAGCAGUGGGUGUGGCAAAAGCACCAGCAUUCAGCUGUUGGAACGGUUCUAUGACCCUGAUCAGGGAAAGGUGAUGAUAGAUGGCCGCGACAGCAAAAACGUCAACGUUCAGUUCCUCCGUUCAAACAUUGGAAUCGUUUCCCAGGAGCCAGUGCUGUUCGACUGCAGCAUAAUGGACAACAUCAAGUAUGGGGACAACACCCAAGAGAUCUCCAUGGAGAGAGUCCUCGCUGCCGCGAAGCAGGCUCAGCUGCACGACUUCGUCAUGUCCCUCCCAGAGAAAUAUGAAACUAAUGUUGGGAGCCAGGGCUCUCAGCUGUCUCGAGGGGAGAAACAGCGCAUUGCUAUUGCUCGGGCCAUUGUCCGAGAUCCUAAAAUCUUGCUACUAGAUGAAGCCACAUCUGCCCUAGAUACAGAAAGUGAAAAGACUGUGCAGGUUGCUCUGGACAAAGCCAGAGAGGGUCGGACCUGUAUUGUCAUUGCCCAUCGCUUGUCUACCAUCCAGAACUCAGACAUCAUCGCCGUCAUGUCACAAGGGGUGGUGGUUGAAAAAGGGACCCAUGAAGAACUGAUGGCCCAGAAGGGAGCAUACUACAAGCUGGUCAGCACCGGAGCCCCCCUCAGUUGACCCGACUCAGGACCCUCACACACAGAUAAUAAUGGAUCAAGUCCAGGAGGGCUGCAGGUUGUGGUACUUCUACAGAGAAUCAUUAAUGUUUUACAGAUAUCAUCAUGCACUGGGAUCUAAGCUAAUUUCGAGUGACCUUCAGUAAUAAUUCAGUUUGAAAUGUCUAUGUAGAAAAGAGAGAACCUAGGGUCAGAGUGAGUGAAAAUCCAAGGUCAGGCAGCCACUCACCUACUACCAGUGAUGCUCUGGGUGGGAGCUGAUCGUUGUCAUCAUCAGGACUUAGUGAGAGGACAUGGAGUCCUCCUCUGGGACAGAGAACUAGCUUUUGACUUGUGAAAGCUCCUUGUGCACUGAGCCUGCUGAGUGAUCCGCACUCAACAGUUGUUGGAAACAGAUCAAGGUCAAGAACAGAGGACAUAAGGCUAUUGGUAUUUCUUGAUUAAGGUUUAUUUGUUUUCUAUAGGGAAGCAAAUCCAUUUACCUCUGAUCCCGUGGGUACAGAAAGGAGCACUUUCACAUUCUGGAAUCUCUCAGGCUGGGGGAGGGAGGGCAAAAGUGAGCUAAGGAAUAGAAGAGGUUACCCGUCAGGUGUACUGACCUAGACUGGAGACUCAGGGUGUUGGUGUCAUCACACACCACAGCUGGAUCUGCCAGUGUGGAGCAGGACUGUCUUCCCGGACGUCUACUCUUCAUUCCCUGGCCCUGUAUCGCCCGAUGUCCCUUAUUCCUAUGAAGUCCUAGUCAUGGAGUGGAAAUGCACCAGCUUCCGAAGUUGUUACAUAAUAAUCUAGUUAAACAUUGUAGAGAAACAUCCACGUUUGUCAUUUUCUUCAGAAUACCACUAAACACCACUUCUUAUGGUAUCAAAGAAGGCAUGUAGCCUCAGCAAUAAAGAAAAUUUCAAAAUCAUGCCAGGAAAGAAAAAAAAUGUGUGAGCUAAAUUUGUGACAAUGGAUUUCAAAGACGAGAGAAAACUGACAUGUCAUCUGUUAGCUGGGCAAAGCCUGGAGGCACUUGCCUACCACAGGCCCCUGGGAAAGGCUAGGAUAAAAAAUUUUAAGGUUCCUUCUGGAAGGAGGAGGCAGAGAGACAGAUGAGCCCAAAGUUAGACUUCUUACACAGGCUGAAAACCUGUGUAAAUUCUGUGAAGCAGGCUGACAGUCCUUGUCCAGUUAGUUCCACACGAACACCAGCUCCUGCCUCCCUUGCCCACAGGCAGGCUUGAGUGCAGGGACAUAAACUACAGCUGAAGGGGUGAGUCAUCUGCAAGAGAUGAGGGACUAGGUAGGAGAUUUCAGAUGAACAGAAAAUCGUGCAGCUGCCCUGUCUGGCAGGGCAUCAAAGAAUUACUCUCUGGCUGGAGCAAUUGGUCAGUAUAAAAAAAUGAAAGGUCUAUGGUCUGGUGCUAGGGAGACAGCAAGGAAAAUUCCCUGUCCACCCACCACCCUACCCUGAAGUCCAACAACAUGCUGCCACUGAGGCUGCUCUUCUCUGGCUGUUCAGUGUGUGUCUCUCUCUCAGGAGGACACAGACAGGCUAGGAUCAGUAGGAUACACUUUAACACGUAAAGCAAAAGCUACCACAACAGAGCACCAGGGGAAAGGAAGUGACAGGUAAGAGACCAAGCAGAGCUUAGGAAAACACUGAGGUGAGACAAGACAGUUCCGUCUAUUCAAAUAAAAAUAGGGGUCUAUGAAAAUGACUACACACACACACACACACACACACACACGCACGCACGCACGCACGCACAUGCAUGACACUCACAUGCACGACACUCACAUGCAUGCACACACACAUGAAUACAUUAUACAUACACACACAUUAAAUAUGUAGAAAACAGCUCAUGAUAAAGAAAUGAAAAAUUAAAUAGCAGGACAGCUCAAGGCCUGGGCCAUCCUGUCAUGGCAACACCUCCUCUCUUCCAUCUUCCUCCCAAGUCCAUCCUGCUUGUAAUUUCAUCUGCCCGUGCCCCCAAUGAACAUCUGCAGAGAGAGGAAGACUGAGCUGGGAUGUUUUGAAGUGGACGAUUAUUGUCGCUGCUGUUAUUUGUCAUUUGGUAUUUCCUGGCACAUAACCGCAAAGGUGGGUUAGCAGGUUAACCUGAAAGGUCAGAAUUGCUGAAAGUGCCACGCCGGGGAGGCAGAGGGUGGAGGAACGCCUCGAGUUAUGGAAAAGAACCCGGACAAGUAUGUUUCAGGAUAAGUGACUGCAAGGAACUAAGCCCUGUAGUAAACACGGGCCCCUCCUCAACUCUUGAAUAAGGAAGACUACAACUCACUUGUUUAGGUUUCCAGAGAGGAGGCUGGGGUGUUUUCUGGGAGGUUGCCUGUUUCCUGGGAAGGCAUCUGUGGGGUGUGCAAGAGGAAUGAAUGAAGUUGUCCUGUUAAAUAAAGUAAUUCUAAGUAAUUGAUGAGAGGGAGCGGACUGACCGGACAAGUCGCUUCUGGUUGUGGUGUUUAUCGCAGCAACAGAAGCCUGACGGAUACAACUGAUCCCCUGAUUCUUCGUCCAAAGCUCUGUCAACUUUAAUUGCUCUGCAUCUGCUCUGCGUGCACAUAGAAUAAAGCAUCUCAGCGACAGGAGACCAUGAAUUUAGAGCUGCAUGCAAACACGCAUCUUUGGCAAUGGGAGUAUUCAUUUAGAAAUGGGGGGCCUGGAAUAUUUGAUAUUGUGUCCUAGUAGAGAAAAAGGCAUGGGAUUUCAGUUAAGAGUAUUUUGUCAUAUAUUAGUCAAGAGCUAAAUUUCACAUUUCUGUGUUAAAUAUCGGCAGAUCUGUGAGGUGGCUCAGUGGGUGAAGUCACUUGCUGCCAAGCUGAUGACCUGAGUUUGAUCUUCAGGCCCCACAUAGUGGAAGAAGAGAACCAUAACAGACUCCUACAAGUUGUCCUUUGACCCACAUACACAUACCAUGGUGCAUGCAUGUGUGCACAAAGGCAUUCAUGUGUAUGUGUGCACACACACACAGAGGGAGAGAGACAGACAGACACAUAUGCACAGUAAAUACAUAAAUAUAGUUUUUAAAGCUAUUUACCUUUUUAAAAAAAGAAGAAAUGGUCAGAACAUUUUCACAGGGCUGGCUUUGGGUCUAAUCUCAUUCAUUUACCUAAGGGUUUGGUUGAUUAUAUAUUUCUUAUGCAUGCAAAUCUCUCUGUAAUCAGGCCACAGAAAGAUGUCAGUAGAGAAUUUUAAAAGAACUGCAAAUUUCAUUGCUGUUUCCUCGCAUACUUAGAGAGCAAUUUGCAUACACACAGGCACCAUUGUAAAAUAGGCAUUAUGUUCAUUUGUAUUUUUCUGAAUUUCAAGAGCAAGUGAAUAAUCUCACCUGCAUCUGAGAUGACGAGUGAAAGGAACUUCAAUAAACAACUAAACUCAAUUGCAAUUUCUUUCAAACUGUGUUCAAUUAAAUGCCCAAUUAAUUUAAAUGGAUAGACUGUAAAUAAAAUAAUGCACAUGAUUAUCAUCUAAUUAGCACUGGCCAGCAUUAAAAUGUGCUCAUUAGUGAGUUGUAUAGUAUCCUAAGGCUCAUAAUUAGUAAUCAGGGUGUACGUGAUUGGCAUGGGUAGCUGCUGGGAUGUAGCUCCUCAACCCAAUAAAUCAGAGUUAGGACGAAAUGUGCCUUAUAAAAGAAAAGAGGGAUGCACAGCCAGCUGGUGAAUCGACAGUUUUCUCCUCUCUAUAAUUCAGUUGCAAUUCCUACUCUCAGACACAAAGAGAUAAAUCUAAGAACAACAGAACCUCUACAGAAAAAGAAAAAUGUGCACUCAAGAUGAAACAAGAGUCCCAAUAAUUACCAUGGAAGAAUACAAAAAGGGGGAAAAUGUACAAAAAUACCCCUUUGUGUUCAUUCGCUGGGAGUACGGAGUUCUAUUAUACGAAGUACAGACUCAAAGUAAAGAUAAGCAAGGUCUUAAACUUUCAUGAAAGUUGAAAAUUCUAAUAAUCACUUCAACAUGACUGUAACGCAUUUUGUAAUUGAGAGAGUAUACCUUGCCUUUACAAUUUCAGUAUGUUAGUGUGAAAUUAGCAGGCUGCAGCGGACAGGCACAAUGGAAGUUUUAUUUGUUGUUUUUAUAUAUAGGAAGCCAUCAUGGCAGGUGCUGUUGAUUGGCUACACUGUUUCCCUUUGUUUUCUCUAUUACAAGGGCUGGAAUUUCUUUACCUUUUCAGAAUCUCAUGCAGCUAGCGGUCAGGUGAUCCUGGCAGGCUUAUGAAACACAGACACUAGGCUCUGUGGGGGCUUUUCCUUCCUAAAUAAAGCCUGGACAGGGAAAACAGCCGUUUCCCUUCUUGCCUGGAUGCAAGCAGCCACACCGUGGUCUUUUGGACAAAGACUAUGGCACACUAUGGUAGCAGAGGAAAAAAGACAAAGCCUGGUUCCUCUUUCCCCUAACUGGUCACCAGCCUUGGCUCCUUUCCUCAACCACCUUGAUAAAAGACAAAAAGGCACAUUUUGCUUGCAUAAGGCCCUGGAAUAGUUUGUUGUGGUUGUUGAUUGUGAAUAAACACAACUUUAAAACAGGUUCUUAUUUAUGAGAAUAUUGAAAAAUAAGUAUAUGGAAAACUAAGCUAUACUAUGCUUAAAUGACCCUCAGAUAUGACCUUUAUAUUGAGAGGUGUUCUAAAAUGAUUUUUGCUUUUUUUUGUUUGUUUGUUUUUUUUUUUGUUUUUGGAGGCAGGUUCUUGUUAUUUAACUAAGUCUAGCCCAGAAUGGUCUAUAUAUCUCAGAUUACCUAGAACUCAGUUUCUCCUGCCGUAAUCUCCAAGUGCUGGGAUGACUAGCAUGUGCUAUCAUGUCUGGCUUUUAGAAUGAUCUCAAAGUUACUAAUUUAAAGGAGGAACCAGCUCAUCUGCUUGUAAGUUACUAUUGUGGAAAGGAUGGUGGAUGUUCCUGUAGCUUAUUUUAGUGGCUUUUCCAAAAUAUUUCACCUCCCCUGCUUUAAAUAAAGGAAGUUGUUAAUUAGGUACUUCA